AUGCCUGAUGGUACGAAGAAGUACAAAGUGGCUAGGUUCAACAAGGAUGGUGGGAAAAUUUGGCUAGAUGGUCUAGAUCCUGAUAAGAUUGCAUGGACAGAGUUUGGAAACAUUGCUUGGGAUCUUGGGUACAGGGAGAAACCAAUUUCAUAUUACUACAAGAUGCCUAGGACUUACUGCAAUGAGGGAUGGAUGCCACUUAGAAACGAUGCAGAUGCACUUGAGAUGGUGAAACUUAUUCCACUGAAGACAAGGCAAAUUAGUGUCUUCAUUACUGGUGGUGGGAGGAGGAGGAAGAAGGAGGCUAAGGAGGAUGCUUUGAGGCCAGUGGACCCAAAUUGGGAGAAUCCUUUGAAUAGAUUAACAGCAGCAGAGAAAAGGAAGGUGGAACUGGAAGCAAACAUUGCUGGGAAUAAGCUAAAUAGGCCUGGUGUGUCAGGUUGUGGUUCAAGUGGAGUUAAUGUGGUUGGUGGUGGAGAUGUUAAUGCAAGGCAAGAAGGGGUUAGGCAGAAGGCAAGGGCAGAUGGAGUCAUUAAUUUGGACUCAGACUCAGACUUGGAAGCUAGUGAGGGUGGAAGGCAACAAAGUCAAGGCACCUUUACUGGUCUUAGUGACUUGGUGCCUCACUUGUUUGCUUCUAAAAGUGUGGCCCAAGCUGGAAAUGACAAUAUUGGACAGGGGCAAAGGAAUAAGGCUGAGGAGCAAGCUGAGGUGGGAUGGAUAUCUAGCAGAUUCUACAACAAGCACAUUCCAAGACCUAGAGUGAAACAUACCGUGCAAAAGAGGUGGGAAGGAAGGCGGCUACCUUGUGUGCUUGCUGCUGAACAACAAGAAUCCGAACCAAUUGAAGUUCAAGCAGUAGAACCAACCCAAACUGAACCAGGCCAUCCUGAAGCAGAAGCAAGCCAAUUUGAAGCACAACCAAGCCAAGUUGAAGGUGAGGCAAGUAAGGUUGAACCAACUGAAGCUGAAGCAAAGGAAGCUGAAGCUGAAGCAAGCCAAUUUGAAGCACAACCAAGCCAAGUUGAAGGUGAGGCAAGUAAGGUUGAACCAACUAAAGCUGAAGCAAAGGAAGCUGAAGCUGAAGCAAGCCAAUUUGAAGCACAACCAAGCCAAGUUGAAGGUGAGGCAAGUAAGGUUGAACCAACUGAAGCUGAAGCAAAGGAAGCUGAAGCUGAAGCAAGCCAAUUUGAAGCACAACCAAGCCAAGUUGAAGGUGAGGCAAGUAAGGUUGAACCAACUAAAGCUGAAGCAAAGGAAGCUGAAGCUGAAGCAAGCCAAUUUGAAGCACAACCAAGCCAAGUUGAAGGUGAGGCAAGUAAGGUUGAACCAACUAAAGCUGAAGCAAAGGAAGCUGAAGCUGAAGCAAGCCAAUUUGAAGCACAACCAAGCCAAGUUGAAGGUGAGGCAAGUAAGGUUGAACCAACUAAAGCUGAAGCAAAGGAAGCUGAAGCUAAAGCAAAGGGAGCUGAAACUGAAGCAAGCCAAUUUGAAGCACAACCAAACCAAGUUGAAGGUGAACCAAGUCAAGCUGAACCAAGCCAAGCUGAAGCAAAGGAAGCUGAAUCCGGGGAGAAGAAGGGCAAGAAGCAGAACCAAGGUGAGAAAGGCAAGAAGCAGAACAAAGGAGUAGGGAAGGGGAAGACGGUUGGUGAAUCAGAGAAGGGGAAGAAGGUUGGUGAAUCUGAAAGGGGGAAGAAACAAAAGUUUAGUGAAGCUGAGAAAGGCAAGAAGGUUGCUGUUGAUUCUAGCAGACCUGCUUCCAAGAAGAAGGGGAGACAAACUAAGGAACCAAGGGUGAUCUAUGUGCCUAAAUCAUAA
This is a messenger RNA of Rosa rugosa (rugosa rose), 1821 nucleotides long. RefSeq lists its product as uncharacterized. NCBI's taxonomy places the organism in Eukaryota, Viridiplantae, Streptophyta, Magnoliopsida, Rosales, Rosaceae. The coding region runs from base 1 to 1821 and encodes 606 amino acids. The record is from RefSeq and is a predicted model, not a curated record. The transcript is spliced from 2 exons.